AUGUUCAAGCUGGUGGUGUUGUCCGCGAUCCUCGCUUCGGCAGCUUGCAAGCCCAGUGGCGUUGCUUCUCUAUGGGGUGGACACUUAGCUGCUCCUUGGGCAGCCGCAGUCGCUGCUCCCUUAGCAGCUCACGUUGCUGCACCCAUUGCCGCAGCUCCUCUUGCUCCCGUCGGUGCUUACAACUAUAGAGGUCCACUCUCUCUUGCUCCUGGUCAGCCUGCCAACAUAUUGGCCCACGACGGACGCCCACUGGAUACCCUUAGUGUCAAUGUUGACCGUGCAGUCCAUUAUACCGCAAAAGCACUCGACCCCGCUGCACAUGGCUGGCAUGGCGCGCAUCUGUUAGGCAAGAGAUCAGUAGUUGCCCCCUGGGCAGUUGCUCCCGCAGCUGCUUGGGCUCAUUCCGCACGCAUCGACAUCCCUGCCCAUGUGGUUGCGCCUGCCGCUCUAGCAGUCACUGCACCCGUUGCUCAUUUGGGAUUGGCACAUGGUGCUAUCUUAGGACAUGGCCAUUGG
Brenthis ino (lesser marbled fritillary) is the source of this 516-nucleotide messenger RNA. The record is from the annotation of a GenBank genome assembly. NCBI's taxonomy places the organism in Eukaryota, Metazoa, Arthropoda, Insecta, Lepidoptera, Nymphalidae.